ACCCUAACACUCUAUAAAAGCUCACCGUCACUCGUUGUUCUUACUCAAGUCUCUUGAAUCUCUCACGGCUAGGCUCUGCUCUGCUCUGCUCUUCUCUUCUCGUUUCUUCGAUCUUAGAAGUUAGAGCAAAGAACUGCAACCAUGCUGGUUUACCAGGAUCUUCUUACAGGCGAUGAACUUCUCUCUGACUCGUUCCCUUACAAGGAAAUUGAGAAUGGAAUCCUCUGGGAAGUUGAAGGAAAGUGGGUUGUUCAAGGAGCAAUUGAUGUAGAUAUUGGUGCUAACCCUUCCGCAGAAGGCGGAGAAGAGGAUGAGGGUGUCGAUGAUCAAACUGUCAAAGUAGUUGAUAUUGUUGAUACUUUUAGGCUUCAGGAGCAACCAGCUUUUGAUAAGAAACAAUUUGUUACUUUCAUGAAGAGAUACAUUAAGUUGCUGACAGCCAAAUUAGAGCCAGAGAAGCAAGAGCACUUCAAGAAGAACAUUGAGGGAGCAACUAAGUUCCUCCUCUCAAAGCUCAGUGACCUUCAAUUUUUUGUUGGGGAGAGCAUGCACGAUGAUGGAAGCCUGGUGUUUGCAUAUUACAAGGAAGGUGCAACUGAUCCUACUUUUCUCUACUUUGCUCAUGGAUUGAAGGAAGUCAAGUGUUAAGCACCUGGUUCCGAGACUUUGUAUCGGUUUGCAGACGCAUUAGUUAUAUGAAGAUCUCUUAUAUUUGAGCUAGAUAAAAAAAAUCUUCAUAAUUUAGUCUGUUGUGUUUUUGGGAUUUGGUAUUCUUUAGUAAUUGACAUUGAGUGUUCAUUGUUAUGUUAUAAGGAGAGCUUUGUUUCCAAGAUUUGCUUUCCAAGAUGUUUUCCUAUAUUUAUUUUUA
Arachis duranensis is the source of this 868-nucleotide messenger RNA. RefSeq names its product translationally-controlled tumor protein homolog. Gene Ontology annotation, molecular function: calcium ion binding. The transcript has 5 exons. The record is from RefSeq and is a predicted model, not a curated record. Gene Ontology annotation, cellular component: cytoplasm. The coding region runs from base 142 to 648 and encodes 168 amino acids. NCBI's taxonomy places the organism in Eukaryota, Viridiplantae, Streptophyta, Magnoliopsida, Fabales, Fabaceae.